AUGGAGAACAUAGAGAAGAACCUGGGAUUUCCUCUGCCCCAAAAUGGUGCUCAAGUGGAAAUUCUGGACAAUGACAAAUCCUAUUGGGUAAACCUUAACAAAAAAGAUUCUAGUUAUAUUAUAAAACGUGGGUGGAACAAAAUCAGAGAUGACAGAGGUCUCAAAGCAGUCCAUGGCCUACAGAAGAACAAGAAUAUCAAGAAGGAGAGAGCAGCUCGUAUAAUUAAACUAUGGGAGAACAAUAACAUAAAUCUUGAAAAUCUUUACCCGUACUGGCAUUGA
This is a messenger RNA of Eruca vesicaria subsp. sativa (arugula), 282 nucleotides long. Lineage: Eukaryota; Viridiplantae; Streptophyta; Magnoliopsida; Brassicales; Brassicaceae. The record is from the annotation of a GenBank genome assembly.